This is a messenger RNA of Laetiporus sulphureus 93-53, 1792 nucleotides long. RefSeq lists its product as uncharacterized. The transcript has 4 exons. Lineage: Eukaryota; Fungi; Basidiomycota; Agaricomycetes; Polyporales; Laetiporaceae. Bases 77 to 1324 code for a protein of 415 amino acids. Gene Ontology annotation, cellular component: ribonucleoprotein complex. Gene Ontology annotation, molecular function: RNA binding. The record is from RefSeq and is a predicted model, not a curated record.
AAUCCCCUCGCUGUCAUGUCUUCAUGUCAAGUCCGAAACCCGGCUGCACCUUCACUGCUACAUCACUAGAGAUCCUAUGCUUGCAAGGUCAAGACGAUUCCUGACGAAAAUAUUCUCAGAAUGCCAAUCGCCACCUACCCAAUCCCCUCUUUCCUCCACAUCGAGCCUGCUCAGAGAUCCAGCGCAAACUACGGUAUCCGACACUGUGCCACAAACAGCCACAUCUCCAGAUUCUCAAGAGGUCGGAACAACUGUGACCAGCCCAAUGAAUGUGGAGUCUAGCGAUCCGAAACGCUCUACGGCAUCCAGCACGGCGUUACGGAGAAUGAAAUCCCCACCUUGGCAGAAGGACCGAAUAGCUGCGGCUCGCGCAAAAUGGACAGGAUCUCUCAAAUCCGAGACCCACAAGUACAAGCCUUCACCUCAGAGACUUGCCCGUCCAAGGGCUGACGCGCCUGAAAUCUAUUCGAGCGGAACCAUGGAAGAACCCGUCGAAGAGCAUGCUCUAGAAACUCUCAUUGUGAUGAACAUCGGUCCGCAGAUCACUGAGGAAGACUUAUGGACAAGGUUCGAUAAAAUCGCCCGUAUGCGUGGUACCUGGAUCGUGCGCAAUUGGUUUGGAGAGACCCUCACCUAUGCCUUUAUCCGCUUCCGACGCAGCGACUACGCCAGUCGCAUCAUGCAACUCGCCAGGCGAGUACCGAUCUUUCUUGACGGCCGACCCAUCACAUUGCGAUGGGCGCACGGCGACCAUCCCCCUCCACAGCGCAACCACCUCAUCGUCAUCGGUCUGUCGAUGCUCGUCACAGAGGAGGACGUUGGGAAGCUCUUCCACGAGUACGAUAUGCGGCGAGUCAUUAUACAGAUGAACCCACAGACGGGAAGGUAUGCACGUGUGCACUUUUGGACGGAAGACGGCGCAGCGCAGGCGUACCUUGGCCUCCGAGACGCACGAUCGAAGCUGGGCGGCUACCCUGUCUCUGUGGUCCGCGACGGUUGGAUCACGGAGGAUAUGAUGCCUUCCUCUGUGUUAUGCCUCAAAGCGCUGCCGAAGGAAGCUACCGAAGCGCACGUUCAAGCAUUGUUCAUGCCAUUUGGGGAUGUCGUGAAACGCGUCGCUAUGCCCCGAGGCGAACGUGGGGCACAGCACGCAUUCGUGACGGUGUCUUCGGUGGAGGUCGCACAGAAGGUCUGGUCUGCGGCGCAUAAAAGGCCGUUCACGUUGUGGGGAAGGACGCUUCGGGUGGGAUUUGCGAGGCCCCCGACCAGCAGGAUUACCAUAUUCUCAUCGCACGCCCAUCAAUUGAAGAGAAUCGACCUGUGAUUGUUGGGCAGUGUCCAACAUCCACAAUCGUUCUGAGGCAACUGCCAAGGUGCGGAGACCAGUCUCCAUCGACUGAACAGUCUCUUAACAUGGAAGUUGGAGAUUGCUAAGCGCACCCGUCGUAGCCAGCUUAUGCAAGGUUUGGCACAAUUAUCUGCCAAACAGGGACUAUGAAAACGUUGGCUCGAUGGAGUCAUGAUGUUCGAAGCUUGAUAGAUUCCAUAGUCUGCCCAUGCGAGACUAUUCCGAGCUUGCAGAGGGUGUCCCUGGAUUAUUGUUGGUAUAGUCCCUUUACGGAGGAUACUGAUCAUCGAUGCUCUGCCCAUCCUGUUGCAGUGCUAUGAAGUGUGCGUUUGGUAACAACGCUUUCUGCGCGCAACGGCUUGUAGUUGGCUCAAAGUCUUUUAUAUGUCUGCUCUCGCGUCAAUGUUAUUUACGUCAUCGACCUUGAUGAAUCCUGAGAUGGAG